Mobula hypostoma (lesser devil ray) is the source of this 549-nucleotide messenger RNA. RefSeq names its product NADH:ubiquinone oxidoreductase subunit A11 (gene ndufa11). Lineage: Eukaryota; Metazoa; Chordata; Chondrichthyes; Myliobatiformes; Myliobatidae. Gene Ontology annotation, biological process: mitochondrial respiratory chain complex I assembly. The record is from RefSeq and is a predicted model, not a curated record. The transcript is spliced from 4 exons. Bases 64 to 471 code for a protein of 135 amino acids.
GGUACCGCGGUCUCGCGGUGUUUGGAUCGUUUCCCCAGUGACGGUGUCCUUGAGGUCGCGGCGAUGGGUUACUGGGACUCGGCGGAUGGGGAUGACUGUCCGAGUAAAACCUGGGAGACGACGCGGCUCGGGGCAGGCCUCGGUCUUGUUGGUUCUGCCUAUCAUAUUGUUGCACUACCACCUAAAAAUGCCAUGGAAGCUGUGCAACGAGGAGUCAAUGGGACCAUGACAAUGGCUGCACUUGGUGCAAUUUUUGGAAUAACAACCUGUCUGAGUGCACAUUUUCGAGGAACCAAUGAUGACCCAUUGAAUUAUUUCAUUGGAGGUUGUGCUUCAGGAGUGAUCCUUGGAGUACGAGCUCACAGCUACUCGACUGGUACUUUAGCCUGUCUGUCUCUGGGUGCUAUUGCAGCACUCACAAAGAUGGGCAAAAUGGAAGGCUGGCGUUUAUCUGGACCUCCCAAACUUUGAAAACAGCUGAAGCCCUGCAAACUUGUAAUAUAAUAUUUCUUGUCCAUUAAAAAGAAUGUAAAUUCUGCUUCAGUAUCA